ACGCCAUUUCCACAGUCAGUCUCUCUUCAAUCGAAACACGAUCUUCCUUUGUAUCUUUUGAAGCGUUCUUACUUCAAAGAACCCUCACAGAACAUGGAGACUCAGAUCGAUUUCUUGCAACGGCUUAAACCUGUCACGGCACUCAAAAUACUUGCAUAUCUUGAUGACUCAGCGGACUUCAUUCGUGCAUCUGCUGUUUCUCGACACUGGCAAAAUAUUGUGGUCUCCAAUGGACUUAGCAAGCAGCUCUGCAUAACAAGAUUCCCUCAGCUUGCCAGCAUUACUCGAGUAGACGAAGUGAGUCACGACAACUCGGAACUGAGUCACAACUCAGUGGAGAGCGAGCACCGAGCCUACGCUUCUCUUUUCCGGGCCCUCAAAACAUUCCCACAAACUUUUUGCAUUGCUGAUCCUGUGAGUGCAUCCAGCACCGAUAACUACCCACAAGAAAGCAUCAUGCAUACUCUAGACCCAACAGACAAAAUCCAGCAUCGGUCCUUGUAUUGGUCAAGUACAGGAAGUGAUGAUCCAGAAACACCUGAGACACUGAUAUAUAAGUUAACAGCAAAUCUUUGUGUUAUAACAGAAAUAAACUUGCAUCCAUUCCAAGCUUAUUUUCAGUCGGACUUGCCGAUAUACUCAUCAAAAUCUGUGCGAUUCCGAAUGGGUCAUCCGAAAUCAUUAAACGGGUUAGACCACAAUUUCAUGGAGGCACAAGAAUGUGCAGAUGACAAGUUUAUUUGGACAUAUACAUCACCGAUUCUCCCCAUGGCACAGGAAAAUCGCUUACAAAAGUUCAAGUUGCCCGAACCUGUAGUCUGCAUCGGUGGUUUUUUGCAAAUUGAGUUGUUAGGUCGGGUUCAGGAACAAGCACUAGAUGGCAAAUACUAUAUAUGUCUGGCUCACGUGCAAGCGAUAGGGCGCCAAUUAUCACCUGCAUUUAGUGUUGAAUUUUCUGAACCUUCCAGUGGUGUAUCUCUGAAAUAUGAUGCUGUGGAAUUUGGACUUGCAAUGAGAAAUGAUUCGAGUGGACGCGAUAGUUCGCUUAGUACAAGUUUACUUCCAGUACAACCUCCUAGCUAGACCACUGGCUUGGGGCAAUUUACAAGACUUUAUGCAAAUGGUACCCGCGCAUCCUGAUGGUGUUGAAUAUGAAUGGGUUGAUGAUGAUGAUGAUGAGUUUUAGAUGGUUUGAGAAGUGUGGUGAAAUAUGGUACAUUGUGUUUGUCUUGUGUAGUAUAACUUAGUUGUUUGACUUUCAUGUUGACUUAAGAUCGUUGUUUGACUUUCUGAGUUGAAUAUGUUCAAGAAAUGGCUUUAUUACUAAGCUUUCUAA
Helianthus annuus (common sunflower) is the source of this 1336-nucleotide messenger RNA. RefSeq names its product F-box protein At4g00755. The transcript has 6 exons. The record is from RefSeq and is a predicted model, not a curated record. The coding region runs from base 94 to 1083 and encodes 329 amino acids. Gene Ontology annotation, molecular function: protein binding. Lineage: Eukaryota; Viridiplantae; Streptophyta; Magnoliopsida; Asterales; Asteraceae.